GUCAAGCGGCUGCGUGAACUUUGUGUUGUGCGGACUGGACUGAAGUGGAGUCUUUACGGACGGUGGAGAAGGAGAAAAACUUUAGCGUUAUAGUCACAACGGGAGAAUUCCGAUUUAGCAAUCUGAGUCAACCUAAAGGGGAGCAACGUUCACGUUACUGAGUGAUAACGUGAUCGAUUCGGUCACGGCGCUUUACGCUCGGCCGGCAACAACUGUUGUAGACGUUGGAACAAUCAUCGGUAUAGAGAAGCUAAAGUUCGCCACGGUUUUAUUCAGUAAUCGACAAUAUUUACGACAGCGAACAACAGCAGGAACAAAACUGGGGUGUGACUGACGAAUGCUGGUAUAAUCGAACACGAUGCUAGGAUUCAUUGCUGUUAGAAGUUCUGCUGAGUGAGUGCUACUAUAUACAAUCGAAUAUCUACGUUCUAUAUCGUAUAUCUACGCGCAUGGCACCACACCGGGGCCGGACGAUGUCCGUGGUGUCGCCUUGCGGACAACAACAUCACCGUCAAUUGUGAUACCGGUUGUCUACCCGGCGGGUACUAUACGUUGAAUUCCGUAACGGUAAUAACUUUCGGCGUUGGUGAUUGCUGAGGACCCAAUCGAUGAGAGUAGACUUCAGGGGUAAGAAAAAGAAAAAGGAAGCAACCGUGUCAAAUUCUCGAAGACGAACUGGACACUAAAUCUGUAAAGGAACAAAACGAAAUCGAGAUGCUGCUUGAUGAUUCGGGCAUGAUCCCUUCAGGGACAUUUGGAAAUCUUCGCUUUUUAGACUGGGGAUCUCAGGGGUCCCGAGUGUACUCGGCACUCGAAAACGGACGCGCAGUCGCAUUAAAAAUUGUUGACUUAGAACUUCCAUGGGAACUCGAAGAAGCUGAGAAAGAAGUGCGUAUUCUAUGCUCCCUGAAGCAUGCUCAUGUUGCGAGAAUUCUGCGCGUUUUUGUACAUGAUCACCAUCUUGUUCUCGUCCAGCGUCUGUGCUCAUCACUUUCAUUAUUCCGCUUGCUGGAAGGUGGUUUUCCCACUGGAUUGCCCGAACAUGCAGUAGCCUUCGCACUUCGCGAAUGUCUGAUUGGGCUGACGUACUUGCACAGCUGCGGACUUGUUCAUCGAGCACUCAGCGCGGCACACCUCCUCUGUGACGACCGGGGUCGCGUAUGCAUUACGGGUAUGAGGCACUGCAUUGCCGUAUCGGGUUAUCGCGGUGAGCGGUGCCAUGACUUUCCUUCACGACAUGCACUGCACAAUCUACCAUGGCUGGCGCCAGAAGUGCUAGCUCAAGAUUUACGCGGUUACGGACGAGCUGCAGAUCUAUAUAGCGUGGGGAUUUUAGCACUUGAGUUGGCCAACGGAAGAGCUCCAUUUGCCGGUUUACCACCCGAGAAAGCUCUCUUGUUUAAACUGCGCGAUAUCGUACCAUCGCUAAACGCUUCCAAGCGUUUCAAAGAGUCUUUUACAGAUUUCACCAACCGAUGUUUGAACUACGAUCCCGAUGCCAGACCGAACUGUGUUCAGCUUUCACGGCAUCCAUAUCUUAAACAAGUGAAACGGUAUUCGUCGCUGUGGCGGUUUAUUCCCCCACCGAAAGACAUCAAAAGUAUACAAGAGGCGAAACAGCAAAGUCCGGUACGAGAGGGUGAGCCGUUUUUAUUUUCGUCAGAAAAUAAUUCCACUGGCGACGGCGCCACUGCCGUUUCAACGAUCAAAUGGAGUUGGGAAGAAGAUGAGGCUAGCUAGCACACUAAAAUUGCAUUUAGGCGAAUGAAACAAAGUGUAUCAAAUAUAUCGAUUCGAAACAUAAAAAAAGAUGCAAAAAGCUGCAUCAAACAGAGAAUGACUCAAAUUACUUGCUUUAUAUGCAAUGUAUGACUGAAUAACGUGCAUCCUAUAGCUCUUGUAUGAGCACAGGAGAAUCUUUCAAAAAUGAAGGGGGCAGAGAAGGAACGUUAUAUGAAAGAAUCUUUGCCACUGGAAGUCCAAGUAGUUAAGAUUAACUGAACAAUAAUAUAAAUACAUAGGUGAAAACAACUCAGAAAAUAGAAUACAAACAUAAACUCCUGUAUGAGACCGUUGUAGAGAGUAGCACUGAAAAGAAUUUCCUGUAGGGGUAUAGAAGAAACGACCUCGACCGGAAAAUAGCACGAAAGAGAUACAUCGAUGUAGGAAUUUUGCAAUAUAAAUCCAGGAAGUUUCAAAUAAGAAAAUAGUUUCCAAACGUCAUGCGCUUGCAAAGCGAUGGGGCAAAUGCAGUGAUUGCAACAGCCACAAAGAAACUGGUUUAAAUGAAUGUUUGAUACUAUGGCUGGCGAUUACGAGUGGUCUUUACUUUGUUUGUGAUAUCAGUGUUUUCCAAAAUACAAUGAAGGUAUGUAUGAAUGAUGUGAAAAUACUCGGAUGAAGAGCGCUAUAUAAUAUACGAGCAAUUUAGCGGCAAAUACAUAUACGUAUGUGUUUGUCUACUAUUGCAUUUGGCGGCCACUGGUAAAAUGAAUGAUGCAGAAUAUAUUAUGAAACUACUAAUCCUAUGUAGAACUGAUCAUUAUUUAUGUGAGGAAAAUUAAUCAAGUUGAGUUAUAUGGGUUCAUCUUGACUAUCGCAAUUUCUUGUCAAUAUGGACAAGCACAAUUAAAAAAAAUAUAGAACUCGUCUUUUAUACAUUUUGUUAUAUAUAACAUUUGUUGCGUAGUAGAAUAUGCCUUUGUUUAGGAAAUAAUAUGUGUGAAAUCAUUUUUCUGUAACAAGCAGUGACUUUUAGUUAGGUAAAAACAAGCUCUAAAAAUUUUAUAAACAUAUUGUUGAAAACUAAUUGUGUUUAAAAAUAUGUUUUUAUAUUGUCUUGAUGCAAAAUGUUUGUUCUAGGGAGUUCUUUUUCUGAAGAUGAAUGUUAAGAAUCGGAGCUUAAGCGUCAAGUUUAAAACCAUCUUUGAAUACAGCUUAGUUGUAGAGAGUCGACACUUUCUUUGAACUGUAUGACUGACAUUUGUUGCUUUGGGGGCUUUUUUACAUUGGGUCAUUGGUUGGUAGUCGACAUAUGGACUCUAAAAUUGAGCGAGCUUUGAAUCUGAGUGAAGUAAAAAGAUCGACAAUAGUUCAAGGUUUUUUAGUAGAUAAGUGCUGUUUAACUCAUAAUAAUCCUACAAUGCACUACAGUACUUAAUUACUGAUGCAAUGCCUUUCGAUAGAUGGCCUUGAGUUUUAUAAUCAACGAUGUUGUAACCCAGUGUGGUCUCAUAUGUACCGCGUUCUUUUAAUGAAAUUCAAUAUUGCUACUGUGUAGAUUAUUUUGCAGAGCAAAUAAUAUAACUUUGCAAUGAUCGCAUAAGCAAUGUUCAAAAACCUCUUUAUAACAACAAGAGUUAAAAUUUUACUAUGACAUAAUGUUUGUUACUACAAUAUUGAAAAAUGUUAUAAACACAGUUUCGGUUUAGCUACUUUUUGGGCCCUUAAUUAGUGUUGACAAUGUGAACAUUUCAACAGGAAAGGAAAUCACAGUAGGGACAGAAAAAGACACACCCUGAGGUAUGUAUGUGGAACCUAAAGAGCGAUGACCUCACCCUUUACUUCGCAGUAGUGUAAAAAGACAGUCUCAAGUCGGAAGUUGUGAGGUAUUUCGCUCUGAGGGUCAACCAAGAAGGUAGUAUUGAGCCCAAAUACAACGAUUAAAGUAUCCUCGACGUGUCAGAGAAUCUUUUCUUCGAAGUUCAAUCAUCACACACAAAUUAUUAGCUCUGCGAAUAGUACAUCAGACACAUUCGGCCGGAAAUUCUACAUACCGCCAAAAUUGGUUCCUAAGCAUUUGGCGGUCCACACGUAAAAGCGUCUUUACUAUUUCGUGUCACAGUUUAGGAUAGAAAAAAACUACAUAAUGAGUUUUGAUGAUACUUAGCAUGGUGCUUCACCAAUUUUUCAAUUAAACGAGCAAACUGGUGUCGUUGUAUGUGUGUAUGAUUUUUUAUGCCAUUAUUGCAAUGAACUAUGUUGAACGGGUACUCGUGUAAUAAAUAAACCUGCGAAUA
This is a messenger RNA of Varroa destructor (honeybee mite), 4019 nucleotides long. RefSeq lists its product as uncharacterized. Gene Ontology annotation, cellular component: serine/threonine protein kinase complex. The record is from RefSeq and is a predicted model, not a curated record. Gene Ontology annotation, molecular function: protein kinase activity; ATP binding; protein serine/threonine kinase activator activity. Gene Ontology annotation, biological process: activation of protein kinase activity; protein phosphorylation; protein export from nucleus. Lineage: Eukaryota; Metazoa; Arthropoda; Arachnida; Mesostigmata; Varroidae.